Messenger RNA from Lodderomyces pseudojiufengensis, 984 nucleotides. RefSeq names its product type 1 serine/threonine-protein phosphatase catalytic subunit (gene GLC7). Gene Ontology annotation, cellular component: nucleus; cytoplasm. Bases 1 to 984 code for a protein of 327 amino acids. The record is from RefSeq and is a predicted model, not a curated record. Gene Ontology annotation, molecular function: protein serine/threonine phosphatase activity. The transcript has a single exon. Lineage: Eukaryota; Fungi; Ascomycota; Pichiomycetes; Serinales; Debaryomycetaceae.
AUGUCCGAUCAUCAAGAAGCAGAUAUUGAUUCAAUUGUUGAUAGAUUAUUAGAAGUAAGAGGUUCAAGACCUGGUAAACAAGUAUCAUUAACAGAACAAGAAAUUCGUUAUCUUUGUACAAAAGCAAGAGAAAUAUUUAUUCAACAACCAAUAUUAUUAGAAUUAGAAGCACCAAUAAAAAUAUGUGGAGAUAUUCAUGGACAAUAUUAUGAUUUAUUAAGAUUAUUUGAAUAUGGUGGUUUCCCACCAGAAGCAAAUUAUUUAUUUUUAGGAGAUUAUGUUGAUAGAGGUAAACAAAGUUUAGAAACUAUUUGCUUGUUAUUAGCUUAUAAAAUAAAAUAUCCUGAAAAUUUUUUUAUAUUAAGAGGUAAUCAUGAAUGUGCUUCAAUAAAUAGAAUUUAUGGAUUUUAUGAUGAAUGUAAAAGAAGAUAUAAUAUAAAAUUAUGGAAAACUUUCACUGAUUGUUUUAAUUGUUUACCUAUAGCUGCAAUUAUAGAUGAAAAAAUUUUUACGAUGCAUGGUGGUUUAUCACCUGAUUUAAAUUCAAUGGAACAAAUAAGAAGAGUAAUGAGACCAACAGAUAUUCCUGAUGUUGGAUUAUUAUGUGAUUUAUUAUGGUCAGAUCCUGAUAAAGAUAUUACUGGAUGGUCAGAAAAUGAUAGAGGUGUUUCUUUUACUUUUGGACCAGAUGUUGUUUCUCGUUUUUUACAAAAACAUGAUAUGGAUUUAAUUUGUAGAGCUCAUCAAGUUGUUGAAGAUGGUUAUGAAUUUUUUAGUAAAAGACAAUUAGUAACAUUAUUUUCUGCACCAAAUUAUUGUGGAGAAUUUGAUAAUGCAGGAGCAAUGAUGUCUGUUGAUGAAAGUUUAUUAUGUUCUUUUCAAAUUUUAAAACCUGCUGAUAAAAAACCAAGAUUUCAAAAUUCAAAUGUUAAUAAUAAUAGACCAAAUCAAGUUCAAAGAAAACCAAAGAAAGCAACUAAAUAA